Molecule: messenger RNA, 1429 nt
Organism: Mangifera indica (mango)
Lineage: Eukaryota; Viridiplantae; Streptophyta; Magnoliopsida; Sapindales; Anacardiaceae
Product: mRNA-decapping enzyme subunit 2-like
Exons: 8
Coding region: 244-1212 (322 amino acids)
Biological process (GO): deadenylation-dependent decapping of nuclear-transcribed mRNA; nuclear-transcribed mRNA catabolic process, nonsense-mediated decay
Cellular component (GO): cytoplasm
Molecular function (GO): manganese ion binding; 5'-(N(7)-methylguanosine 5'-triphospho)-[mRNA] hydrolase activity; RNA binding
Source: RefSeq, a predicted model, not a curated record
AUAAUCCUGUCAGAUAUAAAACACCAAAGUGAAAGAAGGAAAAAAAGAAGUCCGAGAGAGAGCCUCUAGAAGUUAAAAAAGUGAUUGCGUUGCCGCCUCUCUUCUCACUGCAGAUCCCAGUGCCAGAGAGAAGCGCCUUCGCUGUCCCUUUCAACUCUCCAGAAUUUUCGAAAAACGUAGAAAUCAAAAACACAAAAGUACUUAGGGUUUUAUUUUCGGUUGUAGGCCUUUCUUCUUAUAGCGAUGUCAGGUAUCCAUCGAUCCUCAAGCGCGCCGCAUAAACACGGCGGCCUUCCUCCUCAAGAACUUCUCGAUGAUCUCUGCAGUCGAUUUGUGUUGAAUGUGCCUAAAGAAGAUCAACAAUCAUUUGAGAGGAUUCUGUUUCUUGUGGAGUACGCACAUUGGUUCUACGAGGAUAAUUCAGUGGAAAAUAAUCCAUCACUGAAGUCAUUAAAUUUGAAGGAGUUCACUUCAUUACUUUUUAACAGUUGUGAUGUACUUAGACCUUAUGUUGCUCACUUAGACGACAUAUUCAAGGAUUUCACUUCUUACAAGGUUCGAGUUCCGGUAACUGGGGCAAUCAUUUUGGAUGAAACGUAUGAACGGUGCAUAUUAGUGAAGGGAUGGAAAGGGUCAAGUUGGAGUUUUCCAAGAGGGAAAAAAAACAAAGAUGAGGAAGAUCACACAUGUGCCAUCCGAGAAGUCCUGGAGGAAACAGGUUUCGAUGUUUCAAUGCUUCUUAACAAAGAUGACUACAUUGAACUGAUAUUUGGACAGCAGAGGGUGCGGCUCUACAUAAUUGCCGGUGUCAGAGAUAAUACUGCCUUUGCCCCUCAAACAAAAAAGGAGAUUAGUGAAAUUGCAUGGCAUCGGCUUGAUGAUCUUCAGCCUGCUAGUGAAGAUGUGAUAUCCCAUGGGGUCACUGGUCUAAAGCUUUACAUGGUGGCUCCUUUUUUGGCAUCUUUGAAAAAAUGGAUUUCAGCACAUAAGCCCCCUAUUUCUCCAAACCCUGAUAUGCCUCUCAAAGGGAUCUGUGUGUGGAAAGCGAAGAGCAGUUCUAUAGGAAGUAACACAAUGAUUCUGGAGAAUCAAUCAACUAAACCUGCAACUGAUUCUCAUCCUCCUGACACAGGCCCAGGCACAAGCUUCAGGAACUUCAGAUUCAAUACUGCUGCUAUCUUGCAAGCAAUGGAAGCUGGUUUUUCAAAUUAAAGGUCAAACAUUUUUUUUUGUAAAUCUUGAACAUUCACAUAGCUGCUUGGGUUUCAACCAUUCCAUCUGUAUUAUCAGAGAGCAUUAAGCACAUACUCCAUGGAAAAUUAGUUGUUGUACCAGCGUUACAUUGUCUGUUAGAUUAUCAGAUUUGGUUGCUGUGCAUAUUCUGUACAGAAUCACUUUCAAGGAAAUGGUGCUUUGUUAUUUUUCAUCA